UCACAUUCUUUUCUCUUUGACGCGCUCUCUCUCUCUCUGUCUCUCUCUUCAAUUAGCAAGUUUUUUCUCUCUUUCUUUACUUUCCCGAGAAACAAACAGAAAAUAUUGGUAAUUGGGUAUACUGAAUUGGUGAUGGUGGUGGUGGUUAUAUCCUUGGUUGGUAUUGAUUUGGAGUUGGUGACAUGCGUGCUUGCUUGAAUGUGUCAACAAUGUCAAAUGAAUGCAAGGAGAACCAUGAAAAUGAAAAUUCUAUUAAAUUAAAUGGCAAUGAUGCCGUUUGGCCAUGUAAAUUUUGUGGGGAAAAGAAAGAGAAAGAAUCAAUAAAGCAGGAUGGUUCAAGUCCUUAUGCAACACCAUUGAUAAGUCCAACUCGUUCACUGACCAGUAGUGAUAGCACUGUCUCAAGCUGCAGUGAUUUUUCUGUUGAUGCAUACCAAAAUGGCAGGGGUUAUCAAGAAGAAGUUGGCUCAGACAGUUGUAGAGAGGAUCUCAACUUUAGGCCAAAUGGGCACCACCAGAACUUGAGCUGUCCGAUUCAUGAAAAUGGAAUUCAUCGAUCCAACAUGGUGGCAAAAGACAACGCCAAGGAGAGCAGUAGUGUAAAUAACAGGGGCAGUGCAUCUAGAGAUGCAGAAAUUGUAGGAAAUGGUGAUAAUCAAGAAGCAAAAGAUAAUGUUUUUGGAAGUGCUAGUUUAGAUAUUAAUUUGGAAACUGAGACAGCUCACUCUUCAAAAGAUGAACUGGAUUUUUUCAUAUGGAUACCUCCAUAUGCAGAAGACAUUGAGGAUGACAUUGAGGAUAGUGUGGUCAAUUAUGACGACGACGACGAUGAUGAGUGUGGUGAUGGCACAAAGUGGGGAAAGCCUUGUAGUUUAAGCAGCUUUGGAGAAGAAGGCAGUGGGAGCUACAGGUUCAGAGCGGAAAAGCAAAAGGCAAUGGAAGAGGUGAUGAAUGGAAAGUUCAAGGCUCUUGUCUGUCAACUUCUUAGGUCUGUAGGGGUUUCCUUUUCUGGGGAAGAUGGUGACAGUUGGGUGGAUAUAGUUACUUCUUUAUCAUGGGAAGCUGCUUCAUUUGUGAAGCCUGAUGCUACUGAGGGCAAGGCAAUGGAUCCUGAUGGCUAUGUGAAGAUCAAGUGUGUUGCAACUGGUUCUCCUAGCCAAAGUCAAGUGAUCAGAGGCUUGGUCUUCAAAAAGCACGCUGCACACAAGCAUAUGCCAACCAAGUACAAGAACCCCAGAUUGUUGUUGAUCCGAGGUGCGCUAGGUCUUUCUUCAAGUGGGCUGUCAUCAUUCGAAUCAAUGCAGCAGGAACAAGAUAGUCUGAAGUCCAUCAUCGACAUGAUAGAAAUGUGCCAUCCAAAUGUGGUUUUAGUGGAGAAAACUGUUUCUCGCGAUAUCCAAGAGUCUAUUCUUGCAAAAGGAAUGACACUAGUCUUUGAUAUGAAACUCCAUCGUCUGGAGAGAGUUGCUCGUUGUACUGGUUCACCGAUCUUAUCAACGGAGAUCUUGGCGGGCCAAAAACUUAAACACUGUGAUUCCCUUUAUUUUGAAAAAUUUGUAGAGGAGCACACUGGCUCUGGUGAUGUUGGAAAGAGGCCCUGCAAAACAUUGAUGUUCAUCGAGGGCUGUCCUACACGCCUUGGUUGUACGAUUUUGCUGAAGGGAACUCACAGCAAUGAAUUGAAGAGGAUUAAAUGUGUGGUCCAGUGUGCAGUUGUUAUGGCAUAUCAUUUAAUCCUAGAGACUUCUUUCCUACUAGAUCAAGGAGCAAUGUUCUCUACCAUUCCUUUCAAUGGAGUGCCAAGUGUAUCACCAACUGAUCGACACUCCCCAUCAGCUCAAUCCGGUAAUUCAAAAUUUUCUUGUCUCGAGGAGCCUAAUGCAGAAACUAAUUCUUCGUGUACAAUUGACAUUCCCAUAUCCAAUGGAUUCCAUGAAGAAGGGUCCCACAACUUGAACUUGGCAUUAGAAGGAAAUUCUACAUUCUCUUAUGAGCCAUACAAUCCUGUUGUUCUUUCUGGGUUAUCAUCCCUUUCAGCCUCUCUAAAGAGAGUAAUUGGGGACAGUUUCCCUCUUUUGUCCUCUCAUUCUUGCCCCUCCAUGUCCACAUACUUAGAAUGUAAUGGAAGGGACUCCAAUGGUCAAAACCCAGCUUCCCUUCAUGUUUCAAUUUCUCCAGAGGCAUUUGAUCAUUGUGAUGUGGAAGUGAAGGGUAGCUCUGAUGAAGACAAAGCAUCUGAUCAUGAACAAUCCAAUUCGCCGUCUGCUUGUUGCGAAGCCCCUUCAGAGACACAAAAAUCUGGUGGAAAUGGUGAAGACCAAAUGCAAAGUAAGGAUAACAUCAGUACAGUGUUGGAUUCUGAGAGUAUUUUGGUUUUGAUGUCUAUCCGGAAUGCCUCAAGAGGGACUAUUUGUGAGCAAAGUCAUCUUUCUCAUAUCAAGUUCUACCGGAACUUUGAUGUUCCCCUUGGAAAGUUUUUGCAGGAUAAUUUACUCAAUCAGAGGCUUCAGUGCAAGACAUGCAAUGAGCCACCAAACGCUCAUUUUUACUACUAUGCACAUCACAAUAAGCAGCUCACAAUCCAAGUUAGAAGCUUGCCUAAUAUGUGGCAUUUGCCUGGUGAAACUGAAGGGAAACUUUGGAUGUGGAGUCGCUGUGGUAAAUGUAAAUCUCACAAUGGGAACUCAAAAUCUACUAAAAGAGUGUUGGUAUCCACUGCUGCCCGUGGUUUGUCAUUUGGAAAGUUUUUGGAUCUCAGCUUUUCAAACCACUCUUCAUUUAGUAGACCAUCUAGCUGUGGGCAUUCUUUGCACAGGGACUUCCUUUGCUUCUUUGGAUUAGGCCCCAUGGUUGCAAUGUUGAGAUACUCUCAAGUUGAAACCUAUUCUGUGUCUUUACCACCUCAGAAACUGGAGUUCAGUAAUUUAAUCAAACGAGAGUUGCUUAAGAGGGAAAUUGAAAAUGUUUACAUGAAAGGAAUACAUUUGUUCGAGGAGGUUGCAAAAUCUUUGCAAGAGAUUUCCUCUCGAUUUUCAGGUUCAAGCCUGAACCUUGGUGGAACAAUAAAGGAGUUCUCUGAUAUUGAAGAGAUGUUAAAGCAGGAAAGGAGUCAAUUUGAGAUGAACAUUCAGAAUGCUGUUGUCAAGAGUGGGAAUCCAGAUGAGGGCACGUACAAACUUCUUAGUUUGAACCGAUUUCUGUGUGAUCUUCAGCUUGAAUCAUGCAUCUGGGAUCAACGUUUACAUUCACUGCUCUCUUCAGACUCUAGAGUGAUCAACAAUAGAACCACUGGCAAAGCAAUGCAGAAGCAAACUUAUUUGGAGGAUGGCACUGGUGCUGGGGAAACUAACAAGGAAGUAAAUUCAUUUGGGAAUGGCGAUAAAAUUUCUGACAAUGGUGUUGAUAUGAAAAUCAAGUCGGAACCAUCUUUAGAGUCCAAAGAAUUUCCAAUUCAAGAAAUUCCCAAUGAAGGAUCUAGAGAACGAGCCGAGCCAUUCACCUCAUCUAUUGUUGCUGAGGAUAUUGAGGGCUUAAAUGCAUCUGGCCAUGUCCCUAUCCAUUUUUGUAGUGGCGAUGAUAAUUGUGAGGAAGAGAAUCGUCCUUCGCUUGGUGAUUUGGAAGUGGAUAGAACCAUUCCGAUUACUGCAGAUCUUGGAGGUGGUGUUCAUGAUAUAAAUGUGUCUCAAAGAGAUUCGUCUUAUUUUCCAUUACUACCCAACUCGGAAAAUUUGAAGGGAUCAUCAGUCUGGACUUCAUUUUCAGAAAUUCGGCGGGAGUACUUGAAGGAUCUUCAGAGAGGUUACGUGCCAAAAUUGGAAUCUAUAUGUAGCUAUACUGUAGAGAGCUUCCCUAAUGCUCUUGGAUUGAUCACUGAGGAGGGCUCAAGGCUACAUAUACCUCUUGGUACUGAUGAAUAUAUUGUGUCAGACUAUGAGGAUGAAUUCUCAAGCAUUAUUGCUUGUGCUCUUACAUUGUUGAAUGAUGUACCUGCUCCAACAAAGGUUUUGAACGAUGAUGCUAGGAGAGAUAAAGUAACAAUGGCUAAAAUGUAUGAGAAGUCGCACCGCCUGACACGGAUAUCCUCUCUGAUUUCCCCGCAUUUCUCUUCGGUUGGCUCUUUGGAUUCAGAUGGAACCCAUUCUCCGCGAUCUUUAGAAGAAUCACACUUGUCAAGUUUUGAUGGGUUGAAUUUGUUGGACUCCUUGGUUUCUUUUGGGGAUCUUCACCCAGAAGUCUCUAUGGGGUUUGGAAAAUUACCUGGAAGGGGUAAAUAUUCUGUACUCUGUUUAUAUGCCAACCAAUUCCGUGAACUCAGAAACGGAUGUUGUCCAUCAGAGCUUGAUUACAUUGCUUCCCUGUGCCGUUGUAGAAACUGGGAUGCCAAAGGUGGGAAGAGUAAAUCGUUCUUUGCUAAAACUCUUGAUGACCGCUUCAUUAUAAAGGAAAUUAAGAAGACAGAAUUCGAGUCAUUCGCAAAGUUUGCUCCAGAUUAUUUUGGGUAUAUGAAUGAGUGCUAUGAGCAAGGGAACCAAACCUGCCUUGCGAAAAUUCUUGGGAUUUAUCAGAUAACUAUUAGACAGACAAAGAGUGGGAAAGAGAUAAAAUAUGACCUCAUGGUGAUGGAGAACCUUUCAUUUGGUCGAAACAUUACACGCCAGUACGAUCUUAAAGGUGCUUUGCAUGCUCGAUUCAAUUCUGCUGCUGAUGGUUCAGGAGAUGUUCUUUUGGACCAAAACUUCGUCAAUGACAUGAAUGCCUCUCCUUUAUAUGUUGGUACAAAAUCCAAGCGUCUUCUGCAACGUGCUGUGUGGAAUGACACGACGUUUCUCAAUUCAAUCAAUGUGAUGGAUUAUUCUCUACUGGUGGGAGUGGAUACUCAUCGGCGUGAACUUGUAUGCGGCAUUAUUGAUUAUCUGAGGCAAUAUACUUGGGACAAGCAACUUGAGACAUGGGUCAAGUCCUCGCUUGUUGUUCCUAAGAACCAGUUGCCAACCAUCAUAUCUCCGCGAGAGUACAAGAAGAGAUUUAGGAAGUUCAUUACCACCUACUUCUUGAGUGUCCCCGAUCAUUGGUGCUCACAGAGAUCUGCUAACCCUUGCAAACUGUGUGGAAUGGGCACGAGUCACGAUGAUGACUCUUCUCAUUCAAAAUCUCACGACCAAAAAGAGCAAAAUGGUUUUUCUAGGUGACUUUUGUUUCCACUAGUUCUCAGUAAAAUACUGUACAUAGUGAAAGUUCACAGCGCAUACCCCACUGAUUCAGCAAUUUUAGUGAAUUUCUGGGGAGAUAUAUCUAUAUAUUCCUAUAGGUUCUUCAGCUGUCCGUCUCGAGUCAUAUAUAUAUAUAUAUAUAUGUAUUUUAUUUUUGUAAAAUUUAUUGAGUAAUUGUAGAAAAUCGCGAUGGUCGGACAGUUUGUAUGAUUAUUUGGAAUCAAUGAAAAGAAAGUUGUUGUGGUAUGAACAAGCUUCAA
This is a messenger RNA of Camellia sinensis, 5470 nucleotides long. It is a transcript of the gene FAB1D, whose product is annotated as FORMS APLOID AND BINUCLEATE CELLS 1A. The record is from RefSeq and is a predicted model, not a curated record. Gene Ontology annotation, biological process: phosphatidylinositol phosphate biosynthetic process. Lineage: Eukaryota; Viridiplantae; Streptophyta; Magnoliopsida; Ericales; Theaceae. Gene Ontology annotation, molecular function: ATP binding; 1-phosphatidylinositol-3-phosphate 5-kinase activity. Gene Ontology annotation, cellular component: endosome membrane.